Adelges cooleyi (spruce gall adelgid) is the source of this 4033-nucleotide messenger RNA. It is a transcript of the gene Pif1A, whose product is annotated as putative leucine-rich repeat-containing protein DDB_G0290503. Gene Ontology annotation, molecular function: GTP binding. The record is from RefSeq and is a predicted model, not a curated record. Lineage: Eukaryota; Metazoa; Arthropoda; Insecta; Hemiptera; Adelgidae. The transcript is spliced from 17 exons. The coding region runs from base 166 to 3624 and encodes 1152 amino acids.
ACUGCCGGCGCUCCAUUGCCGCCUUCAGACGUCAGUCUGAUGUGGUGCCGUCGCGGUGUCCGCCAAAAACCAUAAUUCCGUUCAGGAAAUCUUUGCCUUCCUGCUAAACGCGCACAAACUGUAAGCACAAGUCAUCAAAACACUCAGAUGUACUAGCUAAGCAGGAUGCGGCCAGACACGCGAAACACUGGCACAGUCGCCGAACUAAAAAUGAAGUUCGCCGGCAACCAAAAUGUCAAAAACGUCAUUGGGGUUGCGGGUAUGGCGACCAGGACACCGUCGACGGUCACCAAGGUGGUUUGCAGAGUUAGGUCGCAUAUUGGUGGCUCCAGCAGAACUUAUGGUACCACUAAGAAGGACAUGAUCAAGGAGUCUGUCGGGGAACUAUCUUCUUCGAGUAAAAACUCAAGUCGAGUCAAAGACCUGAUAAAAAAACUCAACGAAGGUUCCCAAGAGUUGUCGAAAUGCAACGGUCAAACCGGUAACACCAAGGUCGCGAACGCGUUAACGAAUUCAUCUAAAAAAACAGCAACUCAAGAUGUUUUGGACGUUCGGAAAAAGUCCACUGACGCGGCCAACCGCAUAGGAGGAAUCAUAGUGGAUUUGGACGUCACAGAUAAGGAGAAUAAAUUACCCCAGAUUGUCGACUUGGAAACAAUGUAUUCGUUGUUGGCCGAGAAACAUUCGGAGCUGUUGUGCGCUUACAAUGGCAUGCAAGUGCAACAGCUCAAAGAUUCGACACUACGCAAAGACAAACGAGAAAUCCAACGUUUGACGAAAACCAACAAUGACCUCUUGUCCGAAAUCAAUAAACUUCAGACACAACUCAAAGAAUCCGUCGAGCACAACGAAUUGCUGGAAUUUAGACUUCUCGAACUGGAAGACACUGAGACCACAAACAAGCUAAAAAGCCAAAACCGCGAAACUGUCGAAGACAUGAGCGACUCCGGCGUCAUGUCAUUGACUACGAGCGAUGAUUAUUGCAGCGAAGGCGAUCAACAAGAAUACGAUCUGGACAUCCGACGAUGCGACAACAUCAAACAGCGGCUGAUGGAAAUGUGCAACAGCGUGUGUUACUGCGUGGAAGACCGGUCGACCAUCCAACAAGUGCUGGGCCUGAUCCGACAUUUCGAGUGCCGACUAACCGAGGCCAACCACAACGACCGGCACAAACCACCGGUGUACGCGGACUGUCUUCAGGAGAGCGGUAUUUUCGAGGAAGACGUCUUGUAUCCGGAAGCCACGCAAACCGAACUACCUGCAGACAAAGCCGCCAACGAAGUACUACUAUCAACCGACCUGACGGAAGAGCUCAGGAAGCUGUCGAGGAUCCGCGAGAAAAUCGAAGAACGCAAAGUGCCGUUAGUCGACGACCGCGCGGCAAAGGAGUUGUCGUUCUACAAGGACCGCUGGCAAGUGUUGGAGAAGAAGGUAGAAGCCUACGAAAGCGACGGCGACCGGAAGAUAAGGCUUUUGGCCACGUCUAUUGAUAGAGAAUCGAGACUGUCCAACGAAUUGAAAAACGCUUACACCACGGUGGACAAACUGAAAGAACAGAAUCGGCUGUUGGAAGAGGAAAAGUGCGAAUUCGAAGAAGCCGAAAACGAUACCCGACUCAGGUGCCAAAAGUUGGAAAGUAAGUUCUUGACGCUUGCGGAGAAGAAGAACUCGCUACAAGCUGAAUUGGUGGAGAAAUCCAAAGAAACGGAAAAACUGCGGCAAGAGUUGGCCGAGGUAGACGCGAAAAAAUACGAAGCCCGCAAACACGCCGCCACGAUGGAAGCGCUGGUCAACAAAUACGAGCAGCGCAAUUUCGAACUAGAAGAAUCCCAAAUGGAAACCAAGUGUAAACUGCAGUUGCUGGAAAACGCGUGGCCCGCCAUAGUGUUGUGGAACAUUUGGCGGGUGGUGUGCAAGCAUUACCGCAAGUCUAAACCCGUCAAAGCGAUCGAGCACAAGACGGGUCCGGAGUUGGUGGACGUGGACUAUCUGGAAAAGUUGCGGAUCAUAACGAAGGAGAAAAUGGAUCUCGAAAAGCAGAUACAAGACCUGCAACUCAAGGAGAACGUUUACCAGCAGACGCUGCAACAAGCCGACCAUAUACUGGCCAACGUCGAGGACGGGUACAAGCGACAAAUUGACGAACUCAACUCAGAGUUGGCGGAAAAGCAAAAAUUGUUGUUGGACCGCGAAAACCGGAUGAGGAUAUCGGCCGACUCCCGAGACAGGGAGGCUGAGCUUCUAGACAGGGUGCACGGCUUGGAAACGGAAGUCCGGGAUCUAACGCAUAAAAUCAAAACUAAAGACAUUGAAAAACAGUCUUGGGCUCGCCGGGAAGCGCAACUCAGAAACGACAUGGAGCAGCUCGUCAACGACGUGUGUCAAGUGAAGUCGGAAAAUGGACAGCUUAAAACACUUUUGGACUGUGAGAAAAUGAAACUAAGAGACCUCCAAAAGGACAUCAGUUUCAAGCAGUCCGUGUACGCCGAAAUGGAAGAGAAAUCAAAUUUAGAGGCUAAAAGUUAUCAAACAACCAUUUUGAAAUUAUCAAAACAAAUCGACGAGUACGACGUCACCAACGGAGAGCUUAAAGAAGAAGUAGAAACUCUCGAGGCACAUGUCAAACACUUACGAAACGCGUUGGCCGAAGAGAAAGAAGCAAAAGAAAGCAUGAACAUUGAACUGAACCAAGAGCUAUCACGAAAACAAGAAGUAAUCGAUGGUUUAGAGAGACACUUGUCGUACAGAGGAUCAAAAAAUGCCGCCGAGGAGCUUCUAUGUGAAAACGUGAACACAAAUGUUGGGAAGCUGAACUUCGACGAAAUUAAUCUCUCUGACAAUUUACUAAGUGCUUUGCAGUUUUCCAAGAUAAAACAGCUGAAGACUUGCGACGGUUGUGCUAAAAAUGUCGAACCCAAAUUACAAACAUUAUUCAAUCAAUUCGACAAUAUUAUGACUAUGGUGGACAGGACGAAUAAUACAACAGCCGGCGCUUGUUGUUCGCCCAGAAACGUCGAAGAUUGUCCCAAAUCGGAAUGUCCGAUGUCAUCCAAAUGUUCGGCGGCGGACAGGCUGACGGUUUGCGACCUUACCAAACAAGCGGUUAUGCUCGAAGCGAAAAACGAGGAAAAGAAUAAGAUCAUUAUGAUGUUGGCCGACGAACUGAUUUACUUGGCGGAACGCGCCAAAUGGGACAGACAGUGUGUGAUAGCUCAAGGACUUAACUCGAUUCCGUCUACGCGGUUUGCUCCGGACUUCAACUGCACAACCGUGGAGAAGUACUUGAACGGCCGGAACGUCAAGUCCGUACAAGAUGGAAAUAUCGAAGACAACAAGUACCGGUGUUUGAUCGGACCUGACAACCCGAUUGGUCUACACGUUGUCAGACAGAUUGGACCGGAUGGCAUCAUUUUGGCGUGGAAGUCUCCCGCCCCGGACACCAUCAGUUCGUUCCAGGUGUUCCUGAACGGCGAGUUGGUCCAGUCAAUCCAGAAUCCGGGACGCAGCACUACCCUGUUACACCCGGUCAACCUGCAGGAACCUAUCACGAUCACAAUGAACGCUGUCAAGCAAGACGGCAUUGCGUUCCCGCCAAUCGCCAUAUGCCAUCCGUACGGUGUUUAGUAGCCCAAAUUUUUCUAGUCUUCAGCUAUAAUAAUACCUAUGUAUCUGCGAAUCGAAAAAAAAAUUAUUUUAAUUUAUAUAAUUGAAUAUUGUAUCGCCGUAGGUGAAUAAUCAAAAAUGUUUGUAUUUUUUUAUUAUUAUUAUUAUUAUUUUAUACCUACGUGUUACAAAUACGUAUUUUGUUAUCGCGUCACGCGCUUAGGGAAUAUUGUAUAACAUUUAUUUUAUACGAACACAUUUAAUAAUUUAAACUAAAUAAUAAUUUGUGUUACGAGUUCUAACGAAUUGACGAACGAUAAUGUGUUUUGUGUUAUUAAAGGAUGAUUUUUACUGAUGUUUUCGUUGACAGCUCGGUCAAAAUAUUCUUUUCAACGAUAUUUGAAAAUAAAAUUUAACUAAACUUGUAAAA